Tricharina praecox is the source of this 1140-nucleotide messenger RNA. Its product is annotated as PLAC8 family-domain-containing protein. Lineage: Eukaryota; Fungi; Ascomycota; Pezizomycetes; Pezizales; Pyronemataceae. The transcript has 5 exons. The coding region runs from base 117 to 1076 and encodes 319 amino acids. The record is from RefSeq and is a predicted model, not a curated record.
ACGUUCGGACAUACAUAAGCGCUGCGCCCCCAGCUCGCUGUCAGUUUCGCAGACCCGUACAUUCACCGUCAUCUCUUGGGAAGAGAGAGUGAAACAGAAUCCAACAGAUUUCAACCAUGGAUUCCCAUUUGGAUAGACGGUAUUCCACCCUUCACUCUCCGGCGGACAGUCAACCAAGUCAAUAUUCCCUCCAUACGCCGAUUGAGCCCUCACGCAACCUCAACAACCCUUACUUCACCUCGCAAUAUACCGGCGAUCCGGUUCCCGAGUCGCCAACACAAGAGCGCCCGCCGAUGUCGUUCCCGCCGCCUCCAACCUCGCAGUACUCGGCCGAUCAGUACCAUGUUCAGCCGUCACAGGAGUUCGCGCCUCCUCCUCAUCUUCCUCACCCUCCUCAGCAAAGACUGGGCACGCCACAGGAUACACCAGGCCUCCCACCACUUCCCGGAGUCGAGACCUUUCAGAUGACCGCGCCGCAGAACACGCGCUCACCGCCGCCGCCCUUCGAACAGCUCCAAGGCCUCCCACAGAUGGAUUACGACCAAGGCCAGCCCGAACAGCCGCGCUCACCCCCUCCAGCGUUCGAUCCGCACGAUCCCAACCCCGGCGGUAUCCACGCGCCGGGACAAAUCGGCCAUCCGAACCAGCAACACGGCAUGGAGAAGUAUAGUCACGGCCUGUGCGACGGUUUCGGCGAUAUCUCGACAUGUUGCCUGGGCUACUGGUGUCCCUGCAUUCUGUACUCGCGAACCUACCACCGCCUGAAGACGGUCCCGAACUCCAACAUCAACGAGUUUAAAUCUUGUAACAACCACUGCGGCAUGUUCUGUCUGUUAGCGCCCGUAUCCUUCAUCCUAACAACGCUGCAGCGCUCGCGCAUCCGCGAAAACUACCGGCUCGAGGGCUCGAUCGCAAACGACUGCAUGAAGGCCUACUGCUGCUCGUGCUGCGCGCUGAUCCAGGACGACCGCGAGGUUGCUCAUCGCGAGGAUGAGCGCAGGAGGUUUGCCGGACCUGGAAGCGGCGUCGUCGGCGAUGGCGGGUAUAGAAGACAGCCGACUAUGAUGUAUCCGUGAGCGAGAGCGGGAGGGGGCUGUGGGCUGUGGGCGUGCUUUGCUUUUUUUGUCGGCCGAGACUGGG